CCACGACGCGCCUUUCCUGGCUCGCCGCGUGCGUGCUCGGCACCGCCCUGGUGCAGGAGGACGCUUUCGAGGAUCUGCUGGAUUACGCCUCGGGCGGGUUCGGCGGCGCGCUGUCAGGCUCCCCGCUGCUGCUGGGAGACGGCGAGCCCGAGCCGGAGUCGCCCUUCGACGAGCCCAGCCUCGACGCCGAGGACGUCGACCCUUGUGAAGACGAGCCCGAGGGGCAGCCUAUGCCCUUCCAGCGGUGGAACAGGAUCUACUACCGCCCGAGGGCGGACUCCAACCAGGGUCUCACGAUGCUCCUGGUCAGCAAGUUCAGCUCCACGCUGGGCGAGAAGAGAUGGGUCUGCAUCGACCCGACGGGCAGGCUCCAGGUCAUCGACCUCGGGCAGCCCGCGAAGGUGAAGUCCACGAAGUUCGCGGGCGUGAACCACGGCACCUUCCAGGGCCUCUCGGCGACGGAGAAGCAGAAGGCCAUCGAGGCGGCCGACCGCAUCAUCGCUACCGGGUCCGCAUCGACGACAGGAAAGAUCACCAGGGACCACCAUCCUCGAGGUGGAGGCGCCGCAGGACGCAGGUCCCACCGCCGCCACGCGGUGUCGUGGCUACUGAGGCUGGGCUCCAACAUCGCGGGCUACGCUUGGGCCCGUCGGAGCUUAGGUACGGCGGCGGGGUCGACGUUCGUGCUGUGGCGCGCAGUCGUGUACCUCAACGUGGUGGAGUGGGUGAAAUGGAGCUACGCGUCGCUGAAGGAGACAGUGGACACGGUGGAGUAUUUCAGGGAGGAGAUCGAGACGGUGUUCGAGAUGCACGAGUCAGGAGCUCUCGAGCCUCUCUACUUCUCAGUGGGCGUGAUGCUCGUGAGUGGCUUCAUCAUGUCGUGCUGCAGGGACGAAGGCACUCAGGUGUCAGACGCCGAGGAGUCGGACUCGGUGGGAGGCGAAGUUCUGAGGCAGCUGGGUUUGGUGGCCGAGAGGCUCUCCGCUCUCGAGGAGAGGCAGGCGUCGCGCCCGACGGAGCCUCCUCAGCCAACUCCAGCGCCAUCAGCACCUCAAGCCCCAGCGAAGCCUGGGAUCGGCGCGGACAGCUACGACCAGAUGAUGGGGGCCCUCCUUCAGAGGCUGGACCGCCACAAGGAGAUGGUGGAGCAGGGCCUGGACGACUCCUUCAAGGACAUGCGCGAGGUCGCCAAGGAGAAGCUGCAGGCCUACUCCAGCGACGUGGCGUGGACGAUCCCAGGGGGCAUCAAGACGCGCGUGGCCCCGUCAAUGGUGGCCCGCCUGUACCGCAGUGGAGCUUCAGCGGUGGCGAGCAUCAGGGAGAUGAUUCGCACGAAGCAGCUGGACGGCAACCACAUGGCGGAAGAGGCCCUCCUCAUCAGCAUGAUGCUCGACCGAUCCAUGGUGGAGGCGCCGGCCGACUGGAUCAACUACAAGACGACGGAGUUGGCGAUGCGACGCCUCCACGGCAUCGAGAGGGCCUUCGAGAACGUCAAGCAGAGGUCGGACUGGAAGCCGCCCAACGGCUCCAAGGCGGGCUGGAAGUCUCGAGUCAACUACGCCCUGCUGGAGGAGCUCGACACUACCAAGUCGGAUCAGGAUGGCCUUCUCAUCGACGGCGUGGAAAAGGAGCUUCGCGAACGCUUGGCCCACCGCGCCCUUCUCGCCAAGUCCCUCGACAAGCUGCAGGACAAGAAGCACUCAACGAGCAAGGACGACUGA
Prorocentrum cordatum is the source of this 1721-nucleotide messenger RNA. The record is from the annotation of a GenBank genome assembly. NCBI's taxonomy places the organism in Eukaryota, Dinophyceae, Prorocentrales, Prorocentraceae.